AUGGAUGAUUUUCUUGCAAAGGUUUCUAUUGCAGCAGCAACAUUUGCAAUACGUAGUGGAGUUAGUAUUGCAGGUGGUAUUGCACUGCGUCAGGUUUCCAGAUAUAUUAAAGACAUGCCAUCUCAAGCUCAGCGUCAAGCACUGGAUAAUCUUAGAAAACAGCUUGAACAGAAAAUCCGAAUUGUUACGCCAGCAAUUGAUUUGAUUGAGAUUAUAUCUGCUCGAGGAAAUACAAGUCUUGGGAGCACCGUUCACCUUACAAAUUCACUACGUCGAGAUAUCAAUGCAUUUGCAAGGCGUGUAAGUGAUGCAGCUGAUGAACAAGAAAUAUCAAAACAUAUUAACAAAAAUAAUAUGGGGACUAUUAUGGAAGACAUGAAAAACCUCCUUUCAAGAAUUGAAGAUGCGGUUCCUCUUAUAUCUCUUGCAUUAACAACAUCGGGUGCAAAUAUUUCCUCUUCGUUACCAAAUACAGUUUCACCGUCUCGAUUAUUACAAGCAUCUUCGUUUCUAACAUCAGCAGAUACUUUGUUCGCAAAGACACCAUCUAUUAAAUUUCAGCAAGUUGGACCUAUUUUUAUAUUAAAACUUUACACUAUUUUUUCAGGAAGCGCAAGAGUUGCACACAUGAUUUCAGCCAGUGAUAUUACAUGGAAAGAAGAACAUGCUAAAUGCCAUGUAUCUGUUGUUCGUGUUGAAUUGAGUGAUUCUGAGGAAUCAAAGAACAAUUCAGCACGUGAAAGGAUGAAUGAAUAUGCUUAUGAAUUACAAGUAAUUGAAGAUUUAAAUGAUGGAAGAUACCAUGAUGAAUUAGAGGAACAAAAGAUAAAAAAAAAUAAAGAUGGAAGCAUAUACGGUUCCAGAAGAAACAUACCGAUCCAUUUGGUUUCAAGGCUUUUUUUCAAUGCAUCUGGAAAACUUCUUAAUAUCGAAGAAGCAAAAACUCCUGUUCUUGUUUUAAAACUCAAUCAUGCGCUUUCUCCCCCAAGAAAACUAUUAGAAUCCAUUAAGUAUGAUAAUACAGAAAAUGAUGAAGUUUAUGAAAACAUUGAUGAAGAAUCAUUUUAUGAUAAAAUUAAUAAUCCUGAAAAUAUUGAAUGGAUUGCAUUUGAAAUUUGGAAUGAUUAUACAAGUGAUAAUGAUGAAAGUUAUAGUGAUACCAAUAGUGAUACCAGUAAUGCUAAUGAAAACUUAAAUGAAAAUUAUAACCAUGAUAAUUAUGAAAAUCUGAAUAACAAAAAUAACCAUAAUAAAAAAUCAUUAAAGGAUGGAUCUAUAUUUCCUGAGAAAAAAACAUCAGAAAAAGCUACAGCUAAUGAAAUUUCGUCUUUAAAACAAGAACAAAUAAAUGAAUUUUCAGAAGCAUUGAAAGCACUAAAUAUUAACUCAGAAAACACGAAUGAAAUUCUAGGAUUGCAUAAUAAUUCUAGCACUAAUCUAGCCACUUUAUCUCUUCUUGAAUAUAUUAUUAGAUUAACUGCAUUACAAACAUGCGAACAAACAUCAUUACUUUCUGUAACUGAUGAAAGAAUUUCAUUGUUUUUAAGAGAUGAUAAUCAUAGUUCUAGGACAAGAGAAAGGAAAGGGACCAUGGAAUAUGGACAAACACCAUUUAGUUCACCAUCAUCAGUGAAACUUGAAAAAGAUGGAAUAAAAUCUCAAGAAAAUCGCAAACUUAAUAGACGCGAUUUAUUACUUGACAACCGGAAUUCUCCGAGAAGUCCUCUUACCUUAAAUUAA
Pneumocystis jirovecii RU7 is the source of this 1740-nucleotide messenger RNA. RefSeq lists its product as uncharacterized. Gene Ontology annotation, molecular function: GTPase regulator activity. The record is from RefSeq and is a predicted model, not a curated record. The transcript has 5 exons. Lineage: Eukaryota; Fungi; Ascomycota; Pneumocystomycetes; Pneumocystales; Pneumocystaceae. Gene Ontology annotation, cellular component: nucleus; cytoplasm. The coding region runs from base 1 to 1740 and encodes 579 amino acids.